This is a messenger RNA of Octopus bimaculoides (California two-spot octopus), 2647 nucleotides long. RefSeq names its product collagen alpha-4(VI) chain. The record is from RefSeq and is a predicted model, not a curated record. Lineage: Eukaryota; Metazoa; Mollusca; Cephalopoda; Octopoda; Octopodidae.
AUGGACGGCCAUAACAAUGUCAACAACACAAUUAACAACAACAGCGGCAGUAGCGGCCGUGACAACGAUGGCAAUAACAACAACAACUACCACGAUGGAAAUAUAUCGUGGGCGAACACACGUACACAGAAGAAUACAGGAACUAUAUUCAUAAUACAAUCAGAAGCUUUCAAUGGUAAAUCUACAGUACGAUGCAAUAAAGCAGCAGAUAUUGUGUUCGUAUUAGAUUCUUCAACCAGCAUAUGGAAGAGCGAUUUUGAGAAACAAUUGAAUUUUGUUAAAUACUUCGUCAACAAUUUGAAUAUUGGAUUAGAAGCAAAUCAGGUCGAUGUUCAUCCUGAACGAGAAAUAAACACAACUCCCAGACCAGACCGGAUCGUAAUCAGCACAGAAGCUCCAUCUAUCCCCUGCAAGAAGCCUGCUGACAUUGUAUUCAUUCUCGAUUCUUCUACAAGCAUCGCAAGACAUGAUUUUAAAAAGCAGCUAAAUUUCGUCAAAUAUUUUGUCCGUAAUUUAAACAUCGGCUUAUCUUCAAAAGAGACAAGACUAGGAGUUUUAUCAUUCAGUGAUAAGGUAGAAAUAAAUUUUAACCUGAACGAAUCUACUGACAAAUCUACUACUCUACAGAAAGUCAGUCGAAUUCAACAGCUCUCAGGAAGCACUUAUACAUGGCUGGCAUUAAGAAAAUUAGUUAAUAUGUUUAAACCUGGAAAUGGUGCUCGAUCUUCUGUUACACAAGUCGCCAUUAUUCUGACUGAUGGAAAUUCUCAGAAACCACAUGAAACUUUGAAAGCAGCAAACAUGAUUCAUCGUCAAACUCGUAUUAAAGUCUUUGCGUUGGCCAUUGGGGAGAACAUAGCAGCAUAUGAGAUUCGUGGCAUCGCCAGUUCUCCAAAGGAUACAUAUUUCAAACAAACUGCGUCUUACGCUGCUUUGGAGAGUAUUAUAGAAAGAUUCUUUAACACAACAUGCGAAGAGAUUUAUCGAACAACUACGACUGAGAUUUAUCGAACAACUACGACUGCAAUCACACCUGUAAUAUGUACCGAGCCAGCUGACAUCGUAUUUGUUCUUGAUUCUUCAACCAGUAUCCGUAAAACAGAUUUCGAAAAACAGCUUGAAUUUGUUAAAUAUUUUGUACGGACUCUAAGUGUUGGUCAAAAUGGAAACCAGGUAAGAAUAGGAGUUUUAUCAUUCAGUGAUAAGGUAGAAAUAGAUUUUAACCUGAACGAAUCUACUGACAAAUCUAGUAUUCUACAGAAAGUCAGUCGAAUUCGACAACUCACAGGAAGCACUUAUACAUGGCUGGCGUUAAGAGAAUUGGUUAAUAUGUUUAAGCAAAGAAAUGGUGCUCGACCGUUUGUUACACAUCUCGCCAUCAUUCUGACUGAUGGAAAUUCCCAGAAUCCACAUGCCACUUCGGCAGCAGCACACGUGGUUCAUCAAGCUAAUAUCAAAGUCUUUGCGUUGGCCAUUGGAGAAUAUAUAAAAGUAAAAGAGAUUCGUGACAUUGCAAGUUCUCCAGAGAGAAUAUUCUUUAAAAAAACAGCAUCUUUCAGUGAACUGAAAAGCAUAAGAGAAAGCUUCUUAACCACAACUUGUAAAGUUGUUAAUGAAAUACCUCCUUUACCAAGCUUCCGAAUUUCAACCACUGAAGGAUUGAACGGCAGGAAUCCUCUUCCAAGAGUUUGUGAUACAACGUUGCCAAUCGAAAUAGUAUUCCUUGUAAACAACGUUCAUUUUGGACAGAGAAGAACUGAAAAGAUUUUACACGCAAUAACUCAUGCAGAGAGAAAAAUCCACCACACUUGUGUUUCGCACUUUAGAACAAUAUUUGAAGAUUGUUCAACAUUUGAAGACACGUUUGAUAUUUAUAAUCCAAGAAAUCGAAAUCACAAAUUUAAGAAUUGUCGUAUUGGUAUUUUCUUUGUCGAGAGAGGCAUGGAUUUCGGAUCACCGAUUCUCCAAAACAUAACUAGAAACUUAUUAAAAGAUACUACUGGAAUCUUUGCCGUCAUGAUUGGGGAUAUUAAAGAAGUGUCUGGAUUACGAUAUUUUAUUAAAGACGAGAAUAUCAUCAAUGUCCCACAUAUUGAAGUUCUUACGUCUUCCUUAAGUCAUAAUGUCAACAGAGUUAUUUGUAACAACAACAAUAUCUGAUAUGCUUUGGAUUUACAAAAAUGCAGGAAAAAUUGAAUUUCUUCAAAUAAUCAUCUGAAAUUAUAAUUCAUGAAAACAUUUUUACACAUUCAUACAUUAACUAAUAUACGUUAGGUAUGACACAUGCCAAGUUAUCUUGGUGUUCAUUGGAUUAUCACGCAGUAACACGAAUACGCAUAUUUAUACAUUUUCGCUUUUUUAUUUUCUCUCACUUUCUCGAAUAUAUAAAAAAUACACACAUAUACAAACAUAUUCACACUCCCACAGAUAUGCUUACACACACCUAUACACAUAUACAUACAUAUAUGGGUAUAUGCGUGUAUGUAGAUGUAUGAAUGUGCAUAUAUAUACACACACAUACAUAUAAACAUACUUACAUAUGCGUAUGCAUACAUAUUUGUAUAUAUAUAUAUGAAACGGAUGUUAAAGAGAGUCAGAAACACUUAUUGUUCUUUUUAUGAAUGCAAUAAAGAUCAGUUUUACUUGC